GGAAUGCUGGGAUGAUAGACUGGACUCAAGAACGAAACAAAAUGACCAAUGAAAAUUAAGAUAUCUUCUACGAAAAACAAAAUCUGUGAGUUGCUAUGUAAAAUACAUCAUUCUACAUCUGACAGUAAAGUCUCCACCUGUUUACAAACAAGAACAAGUGUCAAAAUGUCUGAAAGAAAAGCUGUAAUCAAGAAUGCUGACAUGUCAGAAGACAUGCAGCAGGAUGCUGUUGACUGUGCAACACAAGCUCUAGAGAAAUACAACAUCGAGAAAGAUAUUGCAGCAUACAUCAAGAAAGAGUUCGACAAAAAAUACAACCCAACAUGGCAUUGUAUCGUUGGACGUAACUUUGGAAGCUACGUAACACACGAGACCAAGCAUUUCAUCUACUUUUACUUGGGACAAGUCGCCAUCUUGCUCUUCAAAUCCGGUUAGAAAUACUCAGCAUUACAGACCGAGGAAACACGAACAAUGGGAACCAAAAUUUACUGCCAUUAUUGUGAUCAUGAGACGCUUAUGUUUUCUGUAGGCUGUGACAUCAUUAUUGACCUUUGACAGCAUUGUUUUACAUCAUAUUUUGUUAUUUGUUAUUUAUUUUAUACACAGAAAGAUAGUGUUAUUGUAUAAAUAUUUUGAUGUUUUGUAUUUUGAGUGCUCUGUUUCCACAUCAUAAAGUAAUGAAGAGUUCA
Mytilus trossulus (common blue mussel) is the source of this 689-nucleotide messenger RNA. RefSeq names its product dynein light chain 2, cytoplasmic-like. NCBI's taxonomy places the organism in Eukaryota, Metazoa, Mollusca, Bivalvia, Mytilida, Mytilidae. Gene Ontology annotation, cellular component: cytoplasmic dynein complex. Gene Ontology annotation, biological process: microtubule-based process. Bases 49 to 435 code for a protein of 128 amino acids. The record is from RefSeq and is a predicted model, not a curated record. Gene Ontology annotation, molecular function: dynein intermediate chain binding. The transcript is spliced from 2 exons.